Messenger RNA from Prunus armeniaca (apricot), 471 nucleotides. Lineage: Eukaryota; Viridiplantae; Streptophyta; Magnoliopsida; Rosales; Rosaceae. The record is from the annotation of a GenBank genome assembly.
AUGUUUAGUCCCAAUCAGCAAGAGAAGGAUCGAGCUGCAACAAUCCGAUCCAUUAAAAAAAGAUUGUUGAUAUAUUGGGAAGAAAGGAAGCUCUUUAUGCAGGAUCCAGCCAUCAAUAUGGCAGAAUUCACCCAUGAGAGCAUUGAGGAGCAGGAAUGGAGUUUGCAGGAGGAAGUACUAGAUUUUGCACCAGCAGCGCUAUAUGAUUCUUUACCAGAAGUAGAAGAUCCACUGCAUGAAAUAAACUUAGGGACAGAAGAGGAUCCUAGACCCACUUUCAUUAGUGCAUUGCUGGAGGAACCACUCAAGAGUGAAAUCAUGGCACUCUUGCAUGAUUUUAGAGAUUGUUUUGCUUGGCAUUAUCAUGAGAUGCCUAGAUUAGAUAGAAAGUUGGUGGAACACAAGCUGCCAAUUAAAGAAGGUUACCUCCUAGUCAAACAGGCCAAAAGAAGGAUGUCUAUACAGAACUGA